Prorocentrum cordatum is the source of this 1804-nucleotide messenger RNA. The record is from the annotation of a GenBank genome assembly. NCBI's taxonomy places the organism in Eukaryota, Dinophyceae, Prorocentrales, Prorocentraceae.
CGCCGGAGGCCCCGGCGGCGCUGGCCCGGUGCGCCCAGACCGGGAGGGCGCCGGCAUUCUUCUAAAGGGGUCGCGCGCGUCGCGCGAUGGGCGACGGCGGGCCUGGUCGCUUCGAGGAGAGCUGCUGGGGGAGCUGCGCGCGGAGCACCAGCGGCUGCUGUGGCACAAGGGCGCCGAGCCGCCCUCGGGCCCCACCCGGGUGGUCGCCUGGGGCGCGGCUGGCCGGGCGUCCGCCGAGGGCCUCGCGGAGCUGCCUGAAGCGCGGGCGCGGGCCGACGGUGGCCGGGGAGCGCUCGACGCCAGCCAGGUGCCCUCGCCCCACGGCGAGCUGCGGGCGGCCGCCGGGCCGCCCGGCGGCCACGGCCGCGGGGCGCGCCCGGCGCCGGAGGCGCGAGCCGUGGACGAGGUGGUCAGGUCGGAGCGCUCCGAGGUCAGCAUCAAGGGCAGCGACGACAAGGUCCGCAAGUUCAGCAGCGCUAGCAGAUCCCGGUCGGACGCCGUGGUCUUGACUGGCGAGAGCCGGACGAGCCCUGGCUCCAGCAAGGCUUCCAAGUUCAGCGCCUGGUGGAAGUCGCUGGUGGACACGUCCGAUUCACGUAGCACGCUGUGGAAGAGAAGCAGCAGCUCGAGCGAACUGGCGGGUAGGAGCAGGCUCGAGACAAUGGUUACCAGCACCACCUUCGAGCUGGUCAUGGCCGUCAUCAUUCUGCUCAACGCGCUCUGCAUCGCGGUGGAGGCUCAGUACGACGGCAUGGCGUCGGGCUACAACGCUGGCGUGGACCCGCGCAUGUCGCGGCCCGCAGACAAGGUCUGGCCUGGGGCCGACAGCGUUUUCUUGGUGCUCGAGUGGUUCUUUGGAAUACUGUUCACAGUCGAGCUCGCCUUCAAACUGGCUGCUGUCCCAAAGAAGACUCUGAGGGACUCGUGGAGCGUGAUCGACGUUCUCGUAGUUGCCUUCUUCUGGGUCGAGGCGCUCUCAAGCGACCUUCCCUUCCCACCGACCUUGAUCCGCCUGGCGCGGAUGGCACGGCUGUUGCGAUUCCUUCGCGUCGUGAAGACAAUCAGGGGCUUCGCUUCGCUCUACCUGAUGCUGCAAUCGAUCAAGGGAAGCGUGUCGGCCCUCGGGUGGUCCAGCAUUGUGCUACUAGUGAUGGAGAUGAUGUUCGCUUUGGCGCUCAACUUACUUUUGGUGGAUUUCUGGGAGGAUGAAGACUUCAACCUCGAAAAGAGGGAACUGCUGUACGAGUACUUCGGCACUUUUAGCAAGUCUCUGCUGACAAUGAUCGAGAUGCUGCUGGGCAACUGGUUCGCCGUCACACGAAUCCUAACAGACUUCAGCGAGGUGUUCAUGAUCUUCGGCAUCUGCCAUCAGCUGGUCUUCGGGUUCGCAGUGAUCGAAGUUAUAUCAGGCGUAUUUCUCAACGAAACAUUCAAAGUCGCGGCUCUGGACGAUAGUAUCAUGCUGAACGAGGUGAGGCGAGCGGCCAAGGCGGAGAGCGCUAAGCUGACAGAGUUCUUCAAAAAGGCAGACAAGGACGGCAGCGGGCUGGUGGACCAGCUCGAGCUCAAGAAGGUGUUGGACAACCCGCACGUGGAGGAAUGGUUGGGCGCCAUGGGCCUGGACCUGUCCGACAUCGAUAAGGCAUUCCGAAUGCUGGACAAGAAUGGUGACGGGUAUCUCAGCCCCGAAGAGCUGGUUGAAGGCGCGUCCAAGAUGAAGAAGCCCGCGAGGGCGGUAGACCUCGCGUUGGUGCAGGUGAUGCUCGAGGACUUGAGCGCCCGUGUCAGUGCCGCACACCGGUAG